AUGGGCUACCAUAAAAGACGUGCGUCAAAACCACCUCCAAGCCACCACAAGCAGUUUUACUCGCCCGACCACGACCACAGCCGAGGCACGUGGCCUCCUCUUGCACAAGGCGUGGACUUCCGAGGCUCGGAGCAAAGUCAGCCGGGCGAUGCGAUCCACCAACACUCCUCUUUUAUCCGUAUAUUGUAUCCGUUUUCUGGACAUAACGCGUUAAACGUUUAA
Saprolegnia parasitica CBS 223.65 is the source of this 222-nucleotide messenger RNA. RefSeq lists its product as hypothetical. The record is from RefSeq and is a predicted model, not a curated record. NCBI's taxonomy places the organism in Eukaryota, Oomycota, Saprolegniomycetes, Saprolegniales, Saprolegniaceae. The transcript has 3 exons. Bases 1 to 222 code for a protein of 73 amino acids.